Molecule: messenger RNA, 1140 nt
Organism: Plodia interpunctella (Indianmeal moth)
Lineage: Eukaryota; Metazoa; Arthropoda; Insecta; Lepidoptera; Pyralidae
Product: trypsin, alkaline C-like
Exons: 4
Coding region: 85-876 (263 amino acids)
Biological process (GO): proteolysis
Molecular function (GO): serine-type endopeptidase activity
Source: RefSeq, a predicted model, not a curated record
AAUUAGGAUAACAUACUGAUAGUAUUCACAAUAAAUAGUGAAGUUGGGCAAUUUUUUUCACCAGAGUUGAUCAAUUGGUACACGAUGCGUGCUCUACUCCUGUUAGCUCUUGUAGGCGUUGCCCUAGCGGCCCCCAAAUCUGGGACCCGCAUCGUGGGGGGAGAAUCCACCACCGUGGAGCAGUACCCCUAUAUGAGCAACAUGUUGUACCACCUGUGGGGAAUCUGGUGGACGCAGUGGUGCGGAGGCUCCCUCAUCACACAGACCGCUGUUCUCUCGGCGGCUCAUUGCUACGAAGGUGACCUCGCAUCUGCCUGGCAGAUUCGUCUCGGCUCUUCCUUCGCAUCAAGCGGCGGACAGGUGAUCCCGGCCUCCCAGCUGGUGCUGCACGCUCAGUAUGACGGCAGAACAAUCGACAACGACAUUGCAAUCAUCAGGCUGUCGUCCGCCGCCGUCCUCUCCAACUCUGUAGGCCUCGCGCGCGUCGCCGGCCCUAACUAUCAGCUCCCUGAUAACACGGUCGUCACCGCCAUCGGAUGGGGUGCUCUCACUCAAGGAGGCAGCAGUCCCGAACAGCUCCAGCACGUGGACGUGAACAUCAUCAACCAGGAACUUUGCGCCGAGCGCUACGCCUACCUGAAGACUCAACCUGGCUACCAGAAUUGGCCCGACGUUACUGACGGAAUGCUGUGCGCUGGCAUCCUGGACGUCGGCGGCAAGGACGCCUGCCAGGGAGACUCUGGAGGUCCCCUGUCUCAUGACUCCGACGUGGUCGUCGGCAUCACCUCCUGGGGCUUCGGAUGCGCUCACGCGUUCUACCCCGGAGUGAACGCUCGCGUCUCAUCCUACACCCAAUGGAUCGUGGACAACGCUUAAGUUAUUUAUUUUACGCUUAAUAACUGAUUCGAUGAUUUUAAAAUAAUAUAGUUAAUAAAUUCUUGAAAAUGCCUAUAUGUUUUUUUAUCAUGUUUUUCGUGCUGUGGUAUAUAAAUGAAUAAAUCUAAUUUUAGUACAUAAUUGGCUGGAAACGUCACGAUUUGCAAAAAUUACAAUUUUGCCAUUUUAUUUUUAAAUUGUAUAUUUCUGAUUGAACUAAUCAAAUAAUUAACACCUUUCUUCAGAUUAAAAAAUAUAGAAAUA